UUGUUUUUUUUUAUAUUAUUAUUAUUAGCAUUUCAACACGUACCGACUGAAAACGAGACCGCAACGAAAUUGGUCACCAAUUUCUUUCGCAUACCCCUCUCGUACUUGUCUCAGAUUGGACGGAGCAAAAGGCAGGUCACACAGGAAGAUAUCGUGGUGAUUCUGGACCGUUCAGGUUCGAUUGGGGACUGUAACUACAAAAAAGCAAAGCAAGCCCUGAAGAACAUGCUUUACAUUGCGUCAGAAAUAGGAUAUGACAACAGAUAUGCAGCAGUGACAUUUGCAACCGAUGCCACGACCGAUUUUACUUUUGUUGCUAAUCCGGACGCAGGAAUUAAGAUAAAGAACCUUCCCUAUAUCCCUGGCUCAACCAACACUCAGGCUGCAUUACAAGAAGCAAAAAGGGUGUUUGAAGAUCCCAAUUCAGGUAUGUGCAAAUUCAUUUGUAUCGAAAGCCUUUAUUUUAAGUAGAGAACAUAAACAGUUACAACAGCAUUUCUCUAAAACAAUCUGAAAUCUACGGCCCCAUAUGGUAAUGAUCCAAAGUUGUACUAAGUUGUAAAAUUAAUAUAAAAACCAAGCCAGCCUCGAUUUUGAACAUAAACUGUAUAAGUCUUGCUCUGAUAAAUGAAUAAAGAGAGUGUGUUUGUAAAGAAACUGUGGUGCUGCGUCGGUGGGAGAGUAUAACAGGAUAACAAGGUAAUUUAGUAUUAUCAACUGAGUUGAUAACGUAAAUUGGCCACCGUAAAAGAGUUUCAAAGCUGACGUCUCGAGCGGUAGCCCUUCGUCAGAUUUCGCUCUGACGAAGGAUUAACGCUUGAAACGUCAGCUUUGAAACUCUUUUACGGUGGCCAAUUUACGUUAUCAACUCAGUUGAUGACACUCGAUUACCCUGUUUCUCUAAUAGAGGCUGAGAUGUGAUCGAUAAUAAGUUCUGCCGCUAUAUAUUUUAACUCUUAGUUACAUACUUAAGGGAGGUAUUGAAAAUAUUGUGCUUUUCAAAAUAACUCUGAGUCAAAGUCAGUUAUGAUGAUCUGUGAUAAACUAGCUUAACCCUUUACCUUUACACCUUAACAUUAGUUUUCAUAUAUUCUUUACACUGCUCUCAAUGCUUUCAAUGCCGGCUGCUGACAAAGAGAAUUUGUUUGAAUAUCUGGAGCUUCUUAAGUUGGCAGUCAUUUCCUUUAUGAUCAAAGUCUUUACAUUCGAUUUAAGGAUGAUACUGAAAGAAGAAAUUAGAAUUUACUCGGCCUUUGGGGUUAAAUGACUUUGGUUUUUAGUGAAAAAAAGAUAUCUUGAAAUACGCUCACUGUAAAACCUACUUACUGUAUUCAUUUGUCCUUUUCUAAAGGAAAACGUCCGGGUGUUAAAAAGAUUGCUUUCCUUAUUACCGAUGGGCGAUCAAAUGUUGAUCCCUCGAAGACCAUACCGAAUGCUAACUUAUUGAAAGCUGGUGGUGUGGAGAUUUUUGUCGUUGCUGUUGGAGAUUACCGAACAGGAAUCAGUGAAAUCGUGGAAGUAGCUUCACCAGAUCGUAAAGACCACGUAUUCCGUGUCAGUAAUAUGAAUGGCUUCCUGGAUGUUACAAAAUUGGCUUUUAAGUUGGUUGCUCCCAAGAAAUAUGCAGCCUCAACUCCUCAUAAGCAACUUUGUUAAAACGAUAUAUAUCAAAAUUGCCUUCGAUUUUAAGUUGUAGUUUGAAAGGAACGGUACUUCAAUAUAACUUAUUUUAGUAAUUAAGUAAUUAGUUCAUUAUUUCCCCUAAGUUUGAAUAUCACAUUGUAAUGGAUUCAAGGUCAAGUAAGAAUCGUAGAAAACGUUUUCAGCCCUUAAAAUAGAGGAUUUACUGAAUUCAUUUUGUUUGUAUGUUGAUUGAAAGAAGAACUCUGCUGCUUUCAUACUUUAGUUAACUUAACAGUGGAAUGUGUAUUCUAAAUAUAAUAAACGAAGGCACUAAUUCAUGGCUUGGAUCAAUGCUGUCAUUAAUGUUAUUACGUCAAGUUUUAUAGUGACUUUUUGUCAGACGUUCAAAAAGGUGGGAAUGGAGGAUCUGGGCGCAAAGGUGAGAGGGUAGUGCUGAGGACUGCGUCUGCGGAAUUUAUGGAUAGACGAAGAAAUUUAAAAACAACCUCAUGACUAAGAAAAAAAGGAGAAUAUUAUCAUUUUCUAGACGGCGUUUACUUGGCAUAGAGUUGUAUUAACACUCCUGCUCUACGAACCUUCGGACACUUUCGGUCGAUGGGGUAAAUUGCCAUCUCACUAAUUUUGUGAAGCAGUAAGUUUCCAUAUAUUGAGUCACUGACUAAAUCGAUUCAUGAAGAGUGGCAAGACACUGUGGAGAGGCGCAAAGUAAAACUUUUAAAGAACCCCCGCACGACCUAAUAGGUUUUUUAGUCAACAACCAUGCAACUUUGUGGAACAAUUGAACUUUGUAACCUGAAGCAUUUGACGAACGACUGAAUUUCAUCCUAAAAUAUUGCAGUUGUUGAUCUAAGAGAGCAAAUGGGCCAGGGCAAGAGACAAUGAAUAUCGUGCUUUGGACCACCAUUUCGCAGAUGACGGAACUCCUCAAGGUCAUUCAAGGCCUACUAAGCAGCGUUUCUGGGAGGGGUUACUUUUGCGGCAGCUUGACAUCUUUUUUUUCUUCACUAAGCUUGAUGAGAAUGUCAACGAUCAGGAGAAUUAAACCAAGUCACAGAGCUCUACGACAAAUACGCUAAAUAGUCUCCGGCGUUACAAAAGGUAACAUCAUUUGAUAUUGUUUUCUUCGGGGGAAGUUGUAAGAAUAUGUCUCGAUUAUUUUCAUUCUGAUCAAAUAUUUACAAGCAAAAAGGAAAGUGAAAAAAUGUUCUGAUUAUAAUACUAUGGGAAACGACCAACAAUGUUUUGUAUAACAGCAGUUAACCGUAAUUUCAACAAGAUAGUCAGGCCUAAGGUCUCUAAACAAGGCAUGAGAAAUUAAAGUCAUUUAAAAAAAGGAAUUUCAGUAGUGAAACGAACCUGUCAGCUUUGAUAACACUAAGCUUUCUUAAAAUGACCGCGCAUGGCCAUUUUGGUCGGUGGUGGUAACAGCUUUAAAAUACACACGGGAUUUUGUAAAAUUUUCGAUUAACAUGAAGCGUAAAUUUUUAAAACCAUUGGAAAAACUUUUGAUGCAAAUACUUACAUUGGGGUGGACGGUGAAGGUGAUAUUGCCCUCUAAAGCAAAAGCUGUUAUAUUUUACAGCACGUUUCAUCGAUGAACAUUACAUGUGGCCGAAUACAUAGCAGAACAGCUGAGGCAGCUGAUGCUCACAUUGUACCUCCAGGCACAACCCCUAAAGAUUUUAAUUAUUUUCCGUUAAAUUUAUUGUCAUUUAUUUAUUCUUAUUUUGCAAUUGAUUAAUCGGCAGCUGUUUCAGCUGAGAAGGAGGACACUUGACACUUGACACUUUUUUUAACCACUAAGUGUUGCAAGUAGCUGUUCCUCGAUUGAGUUUUCGUGCAGAUGUAUCCUGAAAUUGUCUUUAACUCAAAUAUGUUAUUGAUAUCUAUAUCAUACGCAGAACAUUACGUGAGCGCAUGAUUAUACGUACGCCUACUCGAUUUGAUAAUAUCUCAACGCUCAAAGAUGAAGUUCUCAUCCACGCUCUACAACUUUUGCAUCUUGUCAGACUCACUUGAACCAUUUCCUCUAAAACCAAGCAAGACAGUAUCACCAAGAAUGUUACCACAUGUUGAUAUUCAUUACCUUGAUUUAAUUGCUUUGAAGUGCGUCAUCCGACGUUUCGGUUCAUUGAUUAAGCUUCAUCGCCACAACAAAAGGGUAGUCUUCAAACUUGUUCUCAUAAAUGCUCGAAGGUGCAACAAAGCAGGUUUCAGUUGAACGCAAUAUAACUAAAUUACCUCAAUAAUUUGCUCUGUGCCUGUCGGCGCUUUGUACCAAAACAUUUUUGCAGAAACAAGGAAACAUGAUUGAGAUGUUAAUAUCUAAUCAAUGCGCUGAAAAGGAAAUGUAUCGUAUGCCUUUGUUGCAAAUUAGAAAAUUACACCAGUAUACGAAGAGGCAAUUAAAACCUCUUUUAAUCGUCACAAGGUUGAUCAAACGCAAAAUAAUAAAGACUGGUAAUUGAGUUAGUCAUGAAACACAGAGCUCUCACUGUUUGUUAAAAUUUUGCAUAUUUUGAAAACAAAUAAGUAACAACGCCACAGAAGCUAGCAUACAACACUUCAAAUGGCUGGGUUUCACGAUGCAGCCUAAACAGAUACGAACAGCACCAGCGAAUAUGGGUGGUCAUUUUACUACUAGAAAUGCGAAUACCCAUGAUUUGCAAUUUGGCCUGGAUUUCUGUCGUUGGCAGUGGUGUUGGAAGAUUUAAUGUUCUUUCAUUUACCAAAUAAAAUGGGUUUUAGUGGGAUAAAAUGCUUAACAUUAAUGACACAAAUUACCUAGAGUAAGAGGUGAAGAAGGAACUUUCGAUUGGCAGCGUUCGUCGACGGUUUAGCAAAAUAACUUCAGUCGACCUAAAAUCACUAUUAAUAGUCAUGCAAGUGGCCUUUUUCGGCUACAGGGUCAGCUUUUACUUUUACUAAGUCACCCUGGUUUGCAGUAAUUCAGUUUCUCUAAACAAAUGAUAUAAUAUUGUCAUUAAUUUCAUGAACCCUAUUUGGAUUGGAAUUAAACCCCAAGACAGAUUCACUUUGCCUUGAGGUAUAGAAGAUCAUCGCGUACUCAUUUUUUAAAAGCCUUAGUGAUGCUAGCUAGUCGCUUUGAAGAUAGAACAACUUAAUCGGUUACACGGAUGUAAAUGGAGGAAGCCGACUCAAGUAGAACCAAGUGGCAUCUGUCACGGAAUCAAUACGUCUUUCAUUCCUGCGCGUGUCCACGUUAGCUCGUUUUUAAACGUGAUCGAAGUAUUGCAAUAGAUCUGGUUCUAUUUUCCAGAAGUAAAGCUAUGCUAACAGUUUUGAUGUACAAAGGGCUGAAAAGGAAACAGAACUACAGCAGCGUAUAAGGAAGAGCAAAGUUUCAAUGGAAAGGCUCGGCCGUAGGAGGUCUAAAAGCAGGCGUCGAACUGAUAAGCUCCGACGAUCCGCUUUGGAAGUCGAAGACCUACAUUUUUUCAGAAAGCAACACUACUACUAAUAAGUUAUGGACAAGAAGAAACACAUCAGCUAACUGAUGUAUCUUGCGGAAAAUAUAUCAAACUAAAAUAAGGCCGAACACCUUUUCUCAAUCGGCAUCACAAAUACGUGAGGGAACAAAUACAAAAGAUAAAGACAAUCUUUGUUCAAAGUUUUCUAACAACUUACUGUCACAAUGUUAACGUGCUAAAACAUGCAGCUGUGGCUGCAGGUACCUAUAGCACGACUAACUGAUAUUUCUUUUAGUUAGUGAUAUCGAUCAGUCUAUGAAUUUUGAGGGCUGUUUGUCUUCAGACAUCAAAUCUAAGCAUGAAAAAUAUUUUGACCUCAAUGAAAGAUACAUUGAUGAGAUAAUUAUAGGUUUCAAUACAUUUCAUAAUUAUUCACAAUGCUAAAAACUUCUCUAUGGUAAUUAUAGGUUUCAAUACACUUCAUGAUUAUUCACAAUGCUAAAAACUUCCCUAUGGCUGAAGGUCAGAAUAGUAAGAAGAAACGAGAAAAAUAACAAUGUAUUGUGUAAUUGUGUGUUCUUCAAAGGUAUAUCACGUAGGGAAGAUUUAUGAACCAUUCAAGAAGUUUUGAACAUCGCCGUGUGUGUUUUUUGGCUUAAUCUUUGUUGCCAAUGUUUGAGCCUCGAACGUGAAAUUUUGUGACAAAGAUCUGGGUCUGGGUUCUCUGCCCAGAUCUCCGCUUAGAAAACAAGGGAAAAAUACAGCUAAGUAACAUUAUACGUGCGGUCAAAAAGAGAACCUGCCAUCCUUGCUAGCUGAAACAGUCCAAAUUUGGAAACAAAUUGCUGAGCUGUACUUAAGGUAAACAGUAACAAGGAAGUUAAUUCCUCUAUAAAAGUAGGCUAAGCAGUGAGUGAAUUUCAAACCUGCAAGUCAGAUCUAAUCAAGUCGAAAAAGAAGGACUUCGCAAUGUCAAGAUUUUCUCUAUCGGUUGCCUCUGCAAUGUGCCUACUGGUAUUCUUUACAGCAUCAGUUCAGAGUAAGUUGUGUUACGCGAGUUUUGAAAUCUCAUUAACUUAUAGAGUCAAAGUUUAUAUUUUAGAUUCUUUUUAAAAGUUGAUUAAUGUCCAGAACUAGGUAAAUGUCCGUCCCUGCAUUAACGAUUUAAGAAUCUCAAUCUUUUCAAUAAUCACGCACAUGCGCACGAAUAGGCUCUCAGGAAAAUGAAAAUGAAAUCAGUUUUGGACCCAUUGGUCCUGAACGGAGCUGUCGUUUACGAGGAAAUUUUUAAUUAGCUGUAGAUAACAUCAAUGGAUUCAUUUGUAUGGUUCUUUUCCAGCUUUCAAGCUUCCUGGUGCCGCCGACACUGCAAAGAGGCUCGAAGAAAAUUUCGUAAAAGCUAAAACUAAACCUCCUCCAAGUGGUGCUGGAUUUCGGGCAUUGUUCCAAAUACCCACUUCAAGAGAGGUUCACGAUGUUGUCGUUCUCAUGGAUGGCUCGGGAUCGGUUACGUCUUGUCAAUUCGAGAAAGCAAAGAAGGCGCUUCGUUACCUAUUAGCUGUGAAAAACAUGUACGUGGACCUCAAGUAUGCAGCGGUCACUUUCUCAAACUCAGCCACUGUGAAUUUCAAUUUUUUGCCGGACUAUUUUGCAGCCAGUGAGAUGAAUAGAAUCACUCGCCCAGGAGGGGGAACUAACACUUAUGCUGCAUUGGUGAAGGCCACGGAAUUAUUUGAAGAUCCCUUGGCAGGUAAAACUUUCAUAUAUAUCGUAAAAUUACCUCCUUCUCAUAUGAGAAUGAGAGACAGAAAUAGAGGAAAGUAAAGGAAAUAGUGCUCUCUUCUGGUGUUAAGCACACAGUAAGCGGCUAAAGCAAGGAAGAAGCGAAGUGUUCCUCCGCACUUCUUUCAAUUAACGAAAAAAAAGCUGGAGAGAAAUCCGGGAAAUGGUCGGACAUAGCACAAAUUGGCAGAUGGCUGGACAGCUUCAGCUCAGCUCCUUGUCUUGUACUCUGAUAGAGCAGGCUCAUUCAGCAAAUGACAGCGCGCGUUAUAUCCGAACUUUAUCAUAAAAGCAAGGGAAAAACCGGGGCUACGCAUAUGUAUUCCACAUAUGGUAAUGCUGUCGAAUGAAAUCGUUAGCCUCCGUUUAAACUACGCAGAUUAUAUUCUUAGUAAAGGAGUUUUGUAUGAAGCUGCAUGGGUUAUUUUUAUUCUUUCGUUCACCCUUAAAUUAAUUAGGGUUUUAUUCCAUGUUUUUAAGGCGGACGUCGUGAUCCAGACAAGAGAAUAGUUUUCCUCGUUACAGAUGGAGGAUCCAAUUCCCCUUCUGAGACCAUAGCAAAGGCCCUAGAACUAAAGGAAGAUGGUGUAGAAGUUUUCGUCGUCGGCAUUGGUAGCUACUUCAGCGGAAUAGAUGAGAUAAGGAAGGUGGCUUCAAGUCCACCGGAAGAGUUCUUUUACGUGGCUUCCGACCUUUGGGAGGUGGUGAAGCAAAUUGUAAAGGAUAUCUCUCCCACACUGCUAGAGGCUAUGAAUGCUGAGCAUGAUCUUCCUUGUUAA
Messenger RNA from Pocillopora meandrina, 7636 nucleotides. NCBI's taxonomy places the organism in Eukaryota, Metazoa, Cnidaria, Anthozoa, Scleractinia, Pocilloporidae. The record is from the annotation of a GenBank genome assembly.